CCCAUUCGAAACAACUCAGAACUGCGUCCGUUGGCCGACCUAUCACCGGAUUUCCCUCCCGCGCCGGCUGCGGGUUUCUCGCUGGGGUAGUAAGGUACAGACAGCCACCUUUCUAUUUCUUUUCGUCUUUUUCUUCUUGAUUCUAUCGUCGCGCGCCUUGCCACUCCCCCCUGUGGCUCGCUUCGAUUUGCCCUACAUCCUCGAAAUCCGAUUUUCUUUCCGCCAUUGAAAAAACACUGCCUAUCGCCACACCCUGGUCACUGCUCUGUUGGUCUGGCCUCUUAUAUCUGAUCUUUUAUCGUAUUGACAUGGCAGUGGGAUCCCAGGCAAACAUUCCUACGCCAAGAGGUGCAAAAACCUUCUCGAAGUGUGGCUGGUCGACUGACAUGGAGAUUGAUGAAAAGGGCGACGUGGAAGUGGCCGAACAUAAUGGAUCGCAAAUACAUCCGGAUUCUGUAAGCAGUGGCCCGACUUCAGCACCUUCUCGCCGGAAACGUGUGUUACUCUCAACGGAGAGCGCGUUCGUUGGAAAUGUCCUCCCUUCGCUGGUCCAGCAUCCCGAAAUCGAGCUCCGAUUGAUCACGGACGAACCGUCGGCCCUUCUCUCAGGAGCGAGCAAAGUACCUCACUACAUGGAUACGGUCGAUAGCCAGACAUUUGAAAAAAAGACGGGUGCUCGGAAAUGGUUGAGAGCAAAGGCGGCAGAGCUAUGCGACUGGGCUGACAUGCUCGUUAUCGCUCCUAUUGAUGCUGGCACAUUAGGAUCGAUGCUGUCGGGCCUGACGAAUACAUUGACGUUGGCACUUCUCCGCGGUUGGAUAUCGACCAAACCAGUCGUCUUAAUACCUGGCAUGACCGUCUCGGAAUGGCACCAUCCUCUAAGUAGUAGACAGCUAGGGGAAGUCAGUCAGUUUUGGCCAUGGAUUCAUAUCGUCACGCCAGUCUUAAUGAAAUCUACCGAUCCGGAGGAACUGGUCCAGUUACAUUGGGAUAGUCUGAAUGAAACCCAUGAAACAAUUGAAAGGACCCUAGGAUUAUCCUUUUCGCAAGUCGCCAUUCCCUCGAAUAUCCCCCCGGGGAAUUCCUUUGAACAGUCCGUCGCAUCGGAUACGAUAUCAUCCGGAACCACUUCGCUGUCAACAUUACGGCAUCUUGCAGGUCGUUCCGACAAGCUUGAACACGGCCCAUCUGCACUGCCCAUAGAAUUGUGGCUGAACAUUUUUGAGGACCAAUUACACGAUUGGGAGAUCGCCAAAGCUGUUGGCAUUCCGACAAAUCUGCCUGUACCCAAGGAAUGGCAGAACCACCUAUUGAAGAUGUCAACUCCGGCAUCUUUGGAGUAUACGAUAUUGCGCGGAUCUUUCGGGGCGAUUAAAAAGCGCAUUGACAGUCUCCCACGAUGGAAACCCAUAUCCGACCUAUCAUGCCAUCUCAUCUCCAAGUUCUCACGAACGGACAUCCUCUCCUAUCUCACAGAGAAUCAUCUUGAUUUGCUUUGGACGACUUCUCGCCUCACUAACCUCCCCUACCGUGCGUCUGCGAUCUAUGGGAAUCCUAAUAUCUUGACAUGGUGGCGUGAUGCGCCUGAACUCCCUAACAAAGAAUACAUCGCGGACGCGAUGGACGGAGCCUCUCGCGCCGGCUUUGUCAAUGUCCUCGAAUGGUGGAGGACAUCCGGCCUAGAACUCCGAUAUACGGAGCGGGCACUGGAGUCCGCCAGUGCCGAGGGCCGCGUUAACGUGCUGCAAUGGUGGAAGGACGCCUCGGACAAAGCCCCUCCCUCCAACCCAAUCCCUCUGAAAGUCGGAAAAUCCGUCCUGCUAGCCGCUCAAUCCGGUCGCACCGAAUCUAUCGCCUGGUGGGAUGCUUCGGGCAUCCCCUACAGUCACGCCGAAUCGGUGGCCCGCAUCGCUAGCACCCACGGACACGUCCACGUCCUCGAUUUCUGGUACCGUCUCAAGGGCGCCAAAAUGAUUUUUGACUGUCAAUUGCUCGUGGGUCCGACCAAGAACGGCCACGACAACGUGCUCGAAUGGUGGCGACAGAGCGGCCUACGUGUAGAAUUCAAAACCUGCGAUAUUGAAGAAGCCCUUGAAGACGCUGACCCCGUCUCCGGCGCAGAAGGACGUGUCCGACGCUGGUGGGCCCGUAACGGCCUCAAUCUCGGUGUCGGGACCAGUGAAUGGAUGAAAACGAAGGUGCUAUGAGGUAGACGCU
This is a messenger RNA of Aspergillus steynii IBT 23096, 2217 nucleotides long. RefSeq lists its product as uncharacterized. Bases 309 to 2207 code for a protein of 632 amino acids. Gene Ontology annotation, cellular component: phosphopantothenoylcysteine decarboxylase complex. The record is from RefSeq and is a predicted model, not a curated record. Gene Ontology annotation, biological process: coenzyme A biosynthetic process. The transcript has a single exon. Lineage: Eukaryota; Fungi; Ascomycota; Eurotiomycetes; Eurotiales; Aspergillaceae. Gene Ontology annotation, molecular function: FMN binding; phosphopantothenoylcysteine decarboxylase activity.